CCCAGUCUCCCCCAAUUCCUUUAAUCUCUGAACUUCUACUUUACAAAUUCGUCUCUGAAUUCACUCUCCCUCAGCCUCAUAUUUCAUUUCUUGUUGAUUUCUUCUCGUCCUGUUGGUGACAAUUGAAAGCCCUUUCAGAUUUCCGGCACCGUUCCUCCUCACCUUCACACAAUCAUCGUCAUCUCCGAUGAAUGAAAAACAAUGACUCCGACGAACGGCAGCAAGAGGGCGAGGUUGGGCACAGAUUCAUCAAUGUCGACGUUGCCGGAGGAUUUGCUUGUGGAAAUUUUGUCUAGGCUUCCGGCAAAGCAACUAGGACGGUGCAAAUGUGUGUGUAAGUCUUGGCAAUCCAUAAUCGGAAGUAACCCAUUUCGUAAGGCUUACCGGAGUCGUCAUCAACAGUCUAAGUUGAUUUUCUACCGGAAGGAAAACGAUUGGACAGGUUUACGCCUCAGGUUCUUUUCUUCCACUCUUAAUCGACUUAAGGAGUCCACUGAAGAUUUUAGCUACUUAAGCUUGACCGCCGGUCAUCGGCCUGACGGAAUGACCCAAAUAGUUGAUGGUCUUUUAUGUUGUUGUGACUUGAGUCUACGAUUAACUAUCUACAAUGUUUGUACUGGGCAAAGUAUGAGACUUCCUCAGCCUUCCCCUUGUAGUACUGGUUUAAGCUGUUCUUUUUAUCUUGGAUUUGACCCAUCAAGCCAGGUGUACAAAUUACAGAGAUUGAUUUAUUGUACUGUUUGGGGCAUUCCUUCCUCAAGCAAUCAGUCACUGCAAGCUGCUGAGAUAAUGACUUUGAGACCGUCUAGUUCAUUGUCCACAUGGAGACAGUUGGAUUAUAAUGCUUCUGGUAUUGCUGAUAUUGUGGGUUCGACUGAUGGUAUCGUAGGAUGUGAAGUUCAAUUCGUGUCUGGUUGCGGGUAUCUCUGGUGGAUGUCACAGCGUACAUCCUUGUAUUCAUUUGAUCUCAACAAGGAAAAGUUUUGAAAGGUUAAUAUCCCGAAGGAAAUAAGAGAUGAACCAAUAGUAAAGUUUCUUUUGUCUAUGGGGUGGCCAGCAAUGUGGGUUCUUCGUAAGGAACACGGUCAGAGAUGUUUCAUUCUGUUUGUGUUUGAAAGUGAUGAGAAUAAUGUAUGGAACAAGAUCCGUUUUGAUGGCGGGAAGGACUUGGUGAAUUGCCUCGUUACAUUGUUGCAACUGGAAACCUCUCUACGGGUGAGAUUUUGUUCAUGACUUUUGGCCGAAAACAGGACAACGGCAAGAAUGUUUUUUCUUUUAAUCAUCACACCAGGAAGUUUCAUGGAUUUAUGGUCGGGAAGCUCCCUAACGAGCCUCUUAAAUUUGAACCCGAACCUAAGGGAUGUAGCAAAGCUAAGAUUUCUUGUUUACAUGAUCACAGUUAUCUAUAUCUAUCACUGGAUGAUGUCCUCAGGGGCGGAGGUUGCGCUUAGGUAAUCUUGUGAUUAAAGACUUUACACACAUUGUCGGCUCUCUUUCAUACUAAUUCACAUUUAAGCAAAACUUUAUCAGUUUCAUCUUUCAUUCACAGAUUUUGGGCUGCCCUAUAUCUAGUUAAAGCAGCACUAGCACUGGUCACUGCUACCCUUCACUAUCAUUGAAGCACGAUCACUUAGAAUAUUGGCUACUCUUAGGUAUUUGAUCCUGAUUACCUUCAGAAUAUACAUUUUGGUACUGCCCUUUUGAUUUAGUUUGUGGUAGACAUCCUCAGAAAGCAUGAAAGCUCUUGUAAUGACUGUUCGAUCAUCUGGACUAUCUUAUACUCGGUUGCCAUUAUUCAUUAAGGCUCAAAACAUGGUCUAGUAUAUAUUUUGUACUUGGCUGCUCUUCUGAAUUUAUAAGAUGGAUAUUAUAU
Oldenlandia corymbosa var. corymbosa is the source of this 1873-nucleotide messenger RNA. NCBI's taxonomy places the organism in Eukaryota, Viridiplantae, Streptophyta, Magnoliopsida, Gentianales, Rubiaceae. The record is from the annotation of a GenBank genome assembly.